Bufo bufo (common toad) is the source of this 1318-nucleotide messenger RNA. It is a transcript of the gene UNG, whose product is annotated as uracil DNA glycosylase. Gene Ontology annotation, cellular component: mitochondrion; nucleus. Gene Ontology annotation, biological process: base-excision repair; base-excision repair, AP site formation via deaminated base removal. Gene Ontology annotation, molecular function: uracil DNA N-glycosylase activity. Bases 52 to 933 code for a protein of 293 amino acids. The record is from RefSeq and is a predicted model, not a curated record. The transcript is spliced from 7 exons. Lineage: Eukaryota; Metazoa; Chordata; Amphibia; Anura; Bufonidae.
CCUCCACUCGGCAUUCCCGUGCCUGACAAGCUGAACUCCCGCAGGGUCAACAUGAUCGGACAGAAAACCAUCAGUUCCUUUUUCACCACCGUCCCCAAGAAGAGGUCUUCUUCAGAGGCGUUCAUAGAGGCGGGAGAGAUCACCCCAGUGAAGAAGGCCAAAGACGAUGAAGCAGCCUCCCCGCCUCUGAGCCCCGAGCAGCUGGAGCGAAUCCAGAGGAACAAAGCUGCAGCUCUACAGAAGUUGGCUGCUCGUCACGUGCCUGAGGGCUUCGGGGAGAGCUGGAAGCAGGAGCUGCUGGCCGAGUUCACUAAACCUUAUUUUAUAAAGCUUACUAGUUUUGUCUCAGAAGAAAGAAAACGAUGCACGGUGUAUCCUCCUCCACAUCAGGUGUUUACCUGGACGCAGAUGUGUGACGUCAGAGACGUGAAGGUUGUAAUUUUGGGACAGGACCCUUACCAUGGACCAAACCAAGCUCAUGGGCUGUGCUUUAGUGUUCAAAAACCUGUACCACCCCCACCAAGCUUGGAAAACAUGUACAAGGAGCUGCAGACAGAUAUUGAUGGCUUUGUGCACCCAGGACAUGGAGAUCUCACUGGGUGGGCUAAGCAAGGAGUUCUCCUACUAAAUGCUGUCUUAACAGUUCGCGCGCACAAUGCAAACUCUCACAAGGACAAAGGCUGGGAGCAGUUUACAGAUUCAGUAGUGUCCUGGCUGAACAAAAAUCUGGAUGGCUUGGUCUUUAUGCUCUGGGGGGCCUAUGCUCAGAAGAAAGGCAUCAAUAUAGACAGAAAACGUCAUCUUGUUCUACAGACUGUUCACCCUUCUCCUCUCUCGGCACAUAGAGGGUUUUUUGGCUGUUGUCAUUUCUCCAAGACAAACUUGUAUUUGGAAAACUUGGGUAAAAAAAUGAUUGACUGGAAAGCCUUAUGAACUGUAUAACCACUAACCAUUUUAUAGAUAUUUAAAGGGUUUUUCCAAAAGUGUGUGUUUUUAUUUGACACCCACUGUCAGCUGUUUGAGAAGGCAAAGGUGCUCACAGUAGCUCUCCAGCUCGUGUGAUGUCACGUUCAUCGAUCACAUAGCCUAGGCACAGCUCAGCCCUAUUGAAAUGAUUUUCCAGCACAGACACCUAAACAAAGUGCAGUGUGGUGCUUGGUGAUCUGAGAGAAGGCUAUGGCACUACUGUGAGCGUCACGCCUUCUCAAACAGAUGAUGGGUGAGGGUCCCAGGUGUUGGAUCCCCACCAAUCAGAUACUGAUGACCUAUCCAGAGGAUAGGUUAUCCAUAAAAAUAAAAAAACUCUUUGAAAACCACU